AUGACGCUCCGCCCAAUGUCGCCAAGCGCUGCUGGCAACAUGCGCCCGCAAGCUUCACAGGACUCCAGCAGCGACAGGCGCGCGUCGAUAAACACUUUGGAUACCUUCGGGUAUACCCGAGAAUCAAGUGACGAUGACGACUUCGGGAGUGUCAUACCAGAAUCCGGGACGGCGCUUACCAUUGACUCACGCCAACACCCUUAUCGCGCCAGUGAGGUUGUGGAUCCUGGCAGAGACAGCCCGCCACGGCCGGCGGGUCGCCAGUUGAAUCAAAGAAGCACUGCCAAACCUGGUGCCUUACCAGAACCAUCAACGAUCAAGGGAAAUGAAGAGAGCAAAUUUGGAGACGUUCCUUCAGCGUUGACUAUGGACUUCAGCGAUCCUGAAAGUUCGGCGUUUCACCUAGAGAGCCGAAGCAACCGUCCGUCUGCCAGAGACUCUGCCUUGAAUCCCACGAAGCAGUUAUCACGUACUGUAGGCGAGGGGAACAGCGGUAGCAGCAGUGACGAUGGACAUCGUGGUGUGGGCGGCGACGAAAGGGUCCGAAAGACCACCGCGGCAGAGAUCGAGUCCGCUCGCAAAAUUCUUGCGCAGGCUAGGCUGAGUGACUAUGAGUCUUUUCAAGGUUCAUGGAAGGCAUCAGUACGAGGCGAUCGUUCUGCAUCACCGCCACUCACAAGACAAGUCCGAAGCGGAACCGGCAAAGAGUCUGAUAGUGACGAUACAGUGCACAGUCUUAUGUCGCCAACGCCCAAGACGGUUGAAUACCCAUCAGAAACACAGCAGCCGCCUUCAGUGUCGAGGAGGCAUAGCCAUAGCAGUGUAGAAAGUUACCGGUCUCACCCAAGCUCGAAAGCACGAUCCCAACAUACCACCACUCGAGCUCCCGUGGCAGAGCACUCUCGAAAAAUAAAGGAGCCAGAGUUCUUAUCGCGGAAAGACCCAAUCAGGACUUCCGAGGAGGUUCGUGGAGAGGAAACCUUUCCCUCAAGCAAUUUUCAUCGGGAGACCAAUGAUGGUAGUGGCACUACCAGACUUGGGAGCCUCACAACUAGUGUACGGUCACAUCGGGCAGCUUCAAUGGUGAAGAAGAUACUCAGCAACGAUGGACACUCCAUCUCCCCAAGGCUUCCAGCCGAUUUACGGACCAAUCUCGGCAACGACUCUUCAAAUCGGUUGCCAGACUUUUUCAACUACGAGUUCUUCCAGUUUGUGCUUCGUAAUCCGACAACGGCCCAUCAACUUCUCAAAUUUAGCCAAACGCGUGUCUGCAGCGAAAACAUAGAAUUUCUGAAUAGGGUCGACGAGUACUACAAAGCAUUGGCCGACAUUACGAGUGCCUUGAGCGUAAUAUAUAAGGGCUAUAUCUCUAUGCAGUCCACGAACCAGCUCGAUGUGCCAGAAGAAAUGUCGAGAUUAGUGCACAAAGACAUCAGAUCCCUGACAGGAAAGACACUUCCCGGAAUGGAAACAUUAUUUACGGAUAUGCAAGAAAGAGUCGAAGAGAUAGUAUUCACUGACCUAUAUCCAUGGUUCGUUCAACACCAGUUGGCGUUGAGUGCGUCGCAGGCACUCGCUAGUGACCGCCAUCGGUACGCUGGUUUGGGUGACUGUUUUUGUCUCACUACUCCUUCGAAAGCUGAUAAUCCCAUAACGUUUGCUUCUGAUGGGUUCGUCAAGGUAACUGGAUAUGGUCGUCCUGAGAUCAUUCCUCGGAACUGCAGAUUCUUGCAGGGACUUCGAACGGAUCGUGUGGCAAUCAAGCGAUUAAAGCAAGGUAUUGAUAAAUGUCACGAAUCGGUCGAGUUAAUUUUGAAUUACAAGAAGAAUGGUGAUCCAUUUUGGAAUCUGCUCUAUGUUGCGCCCCUAUACGAUCAGAAUGGAAAUCUCGCAUUCUUCAUUGGUGGCCAGGUUAAUUGCUCAACCACGAUACAUACCAAUGCCGACCUCCUGAAAGUCAUGUCGUUAUCGGCCUCCAACGAGAUAGGAGACGAAGAGAUCUCUGGGGCGUCGACACAGGUUAAUCAGAAGCUGACCACAGCUCCAUCUGCUAAGAAAGCUUUCCUAAAAGCAUUUGGCGUACGGUCAGAAGAAGCCAGGAUUCUACCCGGACCAUCAGGAAUGGAGCAUGAAGUCCUGAACCGCAUGGAGGGUCAAAACCUCAACACACAGAUGAAGGAGUUCUACACGGCCUACUCCAAGUACCUCGUAAUUGAGGCAAACACCUUCAUCAUACGCUACUACUCCGAAGGCGUCAUGGAUGCGCUGAAUCCGGCGAAUAACACGAACACGCCAGCGGGCCAGGAUGUGUUCCGCUUCCUCAAGCAGAACGUGUCAGGCAAAGAGACAGAUUACCGGAAUAAAGUCCGUACCGCUAUCCGCACAGGUACGGCCAUCAGUGUGGAGCUCCGGCUGCAGACCAGACGUAGCGCAAGGUUCUGUGGGCACGAGGUCUUUGCCACGCACUGGACUCCGCUGAAGGACGAGAAUGCGUCAACACAUUGGGUGGUGAUUACGUUGGCUUCAAAGACGCAGUGA
Molecule: messenger RNA, 2538 nt
Organism: Neoarthrinium moseri
Lineage: Eukaryota; Fungi; Ascomycota; Sordariomycetes; Amphisphaeriales; Apiosporaceae
Exons: 5
Coding region: 1-2538 (845 amino acids)
Cellular component (GO): nucleus
Source: RefSeq, a predicted model, not a curated record